AUGGAGAGCCUGUCACCUGGGGGACAACCUGGCCACCCUCACCAGGGGGAGGCCUCUGCCUGCUGGCAGCUCACCGUGAGGGUCCUGGAGGCGCGGAACCUGCGCCGGGCCGACCUGCUGAGUGAGGCUGACCCUUACGUGACCCUACAGCUGUCCACCGCACCUGGAAUGCAGUUUAAGACCAAGACGCUCACAGACUCCAGUCAUCCUGUGUGGAAUGAGGCCUUCAGCUUCCUUAUCCAAAGUCAGGUCAAGAAUGUUCUGGAGCUUAUCAUCUAUGAUGAAGACUCAGUCACAGAGGAUGACAUCUGCUUCAAGGUUCUCUACGACAUCUCAGAAGUCCUCCCUGGCAAGCUGCUCCGGAAAACCUUCUCCCAGAGUCCCCAGGGAGAGGAGGAGCUGGACGUGGAGUUCCUGAUGGAAGAAGCGUCAAAUCGCCCAGAAAACCUCAUCACCAACAAAGUCCUUGUGGCCCGAGAGCUGUGCAGCCUGGAUGUGCACCUGGACAGCUCAGAGAGCACCGCUGUGGUUGCAGAUCAGGACAAACUGGAGCUGGAGCUGGUGCUGAAGGGGUCCUAUGAGGACACCCAGACAUCUUCCCUGGGCACAGCCUCUGCCUUCCGCUUCCACUACAUGGCAGCCCUAGAGACAGAGCUGAGUGGGCGCCUGAGGAGCUCCGCAAGCAAUGGCUGGAAUGGAGAGAACUCAACUGAACACCUCACUGUGCCCCUGAGGCCCUUGACCAUCGGGAAGGAGGUGACCAUGGAUGUUCCUGCUCCACAUGCCCCAGGAGUGAGGCUGCAGCUCAAGGCAGAGAGCUGCCCCAAGGAGCUGGCCAUGCACCUGAGCUUCAAUCUGUGUGCAGAGGAGCAGGCCUUCCUGAGCAGGAGGAGGCAGGUGGUGGCCAAGGCCCUGAAGCAGUCCCUGCAGCUGGACAGAGACCUGCAGGAGGAUGAGGUACCUGUUGUGGGCAUCAUGGCCACAGGAGGAGGUGCCCGGGCCAUGACCUCACUCUAUGGCCACCUGUUGGCCCUGCAGAAGCUGGGCCUCCUGGACUGUGUGACCUACCUCAGUGGCGUCUCCGGCUCUACGUGGACAAUGGCCCACCUGUAUGGGGACCCUGAGUGGUCACAGAGGGACCUGGAGGGACCUAUCAGACACGCCCGGGAGCACCUGACCAAGAGCAAGCUGGAGGUCUUUUCCCCAGAGCGCCUGGUGAGCUACCGCAGGGAGCUGGAGCUGCGGGCUGAGCAGGGCCACCCCACCACCUUUGUGGACCUGUGGGCGCUGGUGCUGGAGUCCAUGCUGCAUGGCCAGGUGAUGGAUCAGAAGCUGUCAGGACAGAGAGCCGCCCUGGAACGGGGUCAGAACCCUCUACCCCUCUACUUGAGCCUCAGUGUCAAAGAGAACAAUCUGGAGACACUGGACUUCAAGGAGUGGGUUGAGUUCUCCCCCUAUGAGGUCGGGUUCCUGAAAUACGGAGCCUUCGUCCCUCCUGAGCUCUUUGGCUCCGAGUUCUUCAUGGGACGGCUGAUGAGGAAGACCCCUGAACCCCGGAUCUGCUUUCUGGAAGCCAUCUGGAGCAACAUUUUCUCCCUGAACCUGCUGGACACCUGGUAUGACCUCACCAGCUCCGGAGAGGCCUGGACACAGCACAUCAAGGACAAGACCAGGAGCUUAGAGAAGGAGCCCCCCACCUCCUCAGGGACCUCUUCAUGGCUGGGGGCCUCGUGGCUGCAGCCAGGAACGGCGCUGGCCCGGGCGUUUAAAGGCUUCCUCACUGGCAGGCCCCUCCACCAGCGCAGCUCCAACUUCCUCCAGGGCCUCCAGCUGCACCAGAACUACCGCAGCCACAGGGACUUCUCCACCUGGGCAGACUGCCAGCUUGACUCCACACCCAGCCAGCUGACUCCCCAGGAGCCUCAGCUCUGCCUGGUAGACGCUUGCUAUUUUAUCAACACCAGCUGCCCCUCCAUGUUCCGGCCGGGUCGCAGGCUGGACCUCAUCCUCUCCUUUGACUACUCCCUGUCUGCGCCCUUUGAGGCACUGCAGCAGACGGAGCUGUACUGCCGGGCCCGGGGACUGCCCUUCCCCCGGGUGGAACCCAGCCCUCAGGACAAGCACCAGCCAAGGGAGUGCCACCUGUUCUCAGACCCUGCCUGCCCAGAGGCCCCCAUCCUGCUGCACUUCCCACUGGUCAAUGCCUCCUUCAAAGACCACUCAGCCCCUGGUGUCCAGCGCAGCCCCACCGAGCUCCAGGCUGGCCAAGUAGAUCUCACCGGGGCUACCUCCCCCUAUGCCCUGUUCAACAUGACCUACAAGGAGGAAGACUUCGAGCGCCUCCUGCAGCUCAGCCACUACAACGUGUGGACCAGCCAGGGAGCCAUCCUGCAGUCCCUGAGGACUGCGCUGAAGCACCGGGCCCGAGAGGCAAAGCCUUCAGGGGCACAGAACUGAGGCUGCUCAGAGGCCCCAGGACCCUAAGGGCCACACUCUGACCCUCCAGGGCCUGCCGGAGAUCUGCAGGCUGAGAUCUGCAGCUGGCCUCAGCCUCAGCCCUUCCUGGCUGGAGCUGUGGGCUCUCCCAGGCCUGGGUGGCCUCUGCAGCUGGUCUCACUGCCCAGAGGGAACUGCACCCCAUGCAGAGUUCUCCCUCACGUUCAUGGCUGGCUUCGGAGGAGUUGAAAAUAACUUGGCCAGGCCAGUAUGUAGAACAGCUGGUACACCCAGACUGACUUUCACACCUCUUACUUCCAUGCCUGAGCAGAAUAGGUUUGAGGUGCACGCGGGAGGCAGCAGAUCAGGAGUAGGGACAGGAAGGACAGGGGGGGCCUGAACUGACAGGUGGCUUCAGGUCUCGGGAAUCACGGGACAUCCUGAACACGUUGCCUCCUCUUCCUUCUCCUCCUCCUC
Messenger RNA from Sapajus apella (tufted capuchin), 2913 nucleotides. It is a transcript of the gene PLA2G4D, whose product is annotated as phospholipase A2 group IVD. Bases 1 to 2457 code for a protein of 818 amino acids. The record is from RefSeq and is a predicted model, not a curated record. Gene Ontology annotation, biological process: glycerophospholipid catabolic process. Gene Ontology annotation, cellular component: cytosol. NCBI's taxonomy places the organism in Eukaryota, Metazoa, Chordata, Mammalia, Primates, Cebidae. Gene Ontology annotation, molecular function: calcium-dependent phospholipid binding; calcium ion binding. The transcript has 20 exons.